AUGGAAGCAGUCAAUUCAGCAUUGCUAUGUAAAUUGGGUUCAUUAUUAGAGAGCAACCAGAAUCAGCUCUGGGUUAGAUCCCUAAAAGCUAAGUACUUCCCCUCCUCUUCUUUUAUGAGAAGUAAUCGGAAGAAGACUAACUCUUGGCAGUGGAAAGGAAUUUUGAGUAUUAGACCCAUUUUAGCUAAGAGUAUGUGCUUUAGGGUGGGCAAAGGAAACAAUAUCAACUUUUGGAAGGCUCCUUUGAUUCCCAACAAUCCCAAUUUCAAGCCCACUCCAAACCAAGAUGCGCCUCCUCACUCUUUUGAAAUGGUAGACUCUCUGUGCCUAGAGAAUGGUAAUUGGAACCUUCAACGUUUGACCACCCUCUUUGACAGUUACUCAGUGAGUAAUAUUCAAAAGAUUUUCUGGGCAACAAACUCCAUGGAGGAUGAAGUAAUAUGGCUCGGCAAUCCCUCGGGCAAUUUCCAAGUGAAGACAGUAUACAAGUUUCUUCAUCCACAAGAAACUCAACAAGGGAAAUGGUGGUACCAUUUUUGGAAUAGUGGAUUCCAUGAAAGACUUAAAAUUCUUCAUGUGGAAACUCUCCUCUCGAGGAUUACCAUUGCUCGAGCUUUAUGGCUAGCAACCCCAUGGAGCAUCAGAUGGGAAGGCUUCAACUUGACAAGUUUAGAGACUCAUCUGGACUGGCUAGCUAAUCCUAGAGGGAAACUUCCCAUUCACCCUGAUGAUGGCUCUAAAUUCUUUCUCUUUGCAGUGGUGGUUCUUGAAACCUUAUGGUCUCUUCGGAACAUAUUUUUGUUUGAGGGAACAAGAAUUUCCCUGGAUUUAGAAGUGAAGUCUAUUUUUGGCAAAUUUAAUGAAUUCCACAGUGCCAUGGCUGAGCAUAUUGCUCCCCCAAAUGCCCCCUCAACCAUCUCUAGAUCUUGGUCUCCUCCCCUGCAGGGUGUUAUCAAGCUGAAUACGGAUGCCUCUAUGGGAAAUGGUUUCGCCAGUCUGGGAGUGGUGGCCAGAGAUCAAGCUGGGAAUAUUAUCAAAAUCAACGUUACGAGGGAACUUAUUGACUUCCCUGAAUCAGCUGAAGCAGCCGCUAUUCAUCGUGCAAUGUUGCUGGCCUUGGAAGCUGGUUUGUUGAUCAUUUGCUGCGAAAGUGAUACGAAAGCCGUCAUCCAAAAGCUAAACAACCAAAAUGGCUGCUCUGUUCACUGGGCCACAGUUGGCUUCAUCAAAGAGAUUAUUGACCUUUGUCCUAGGACUGCAGCCUGA
Molecule: messenger RNA, 1266 nt
Organism: Ziziphus jujuba (common jujube)
Lineage: Eukaryota; Viridiplantae; Streptophyta; Magnoliopsida; Rosales; Rhamnaceae
Exons: 3
Coding region: 1-1266 (421 amino acids)
Molecular function (GO): nucleic acid binding; RNA-DNA hybrid ribonuclease activity
Source: RefSeq, a predicted model, not a curated record